GCCCGAAAUUAUUCGCUCACCAAGCUGGGUGCUGACCAACCAGCGAGGAAAUAGUUUUGAGUAUUCAAUUUUUCUGACCAGCUUGCUGUUGGGCCAGGGCUACAAUGCUUACGUCGCGAGUGGAUAUGCAUCGAGGGAGCAAACAACGUACGACAUGUCUGGAAAUCCUUGCCCGUACAUGCCAGAACCUGCGAAAAUAUCUCCAGAAUCCGAGACAGCAAGUGUGUCGAAAUAUCAGCUGAAACCGCCGGCGCAAUUCCAGAGUAAAUUGCUCCUGGAAAUCGAGGCGGCCCGGCUGAAAAAGUUGGAGCAAGAGGAGCAGGACAAACAAUUUGAGCAGCGGAAGUUAAUUAUGGAACGGGAACGCCUUCCAGCGGAUGAAUUCUGGGGGCAGAGGGUGCAUGCGUGGGUAGUAAUACUGCCCGACAAUCAAGCAGGUGGUGCUCGUCAUCAGGAAGUACUUGAGCCUUUUUUUAUAGAACCCUCGUCUGGGCAGCAUUACUCACUCGACAAUCACCAGACGAAUCUUUUGUACCAUGGGAUCGAGAGCCUCUGGAACGAUCGGAACUACUGGGUCAAUAUGCAGACCUGCGAGAAGGCCUGCGAGGAAAUCGACUGGAACUUGGCUGAUAAUUCGCUCUGGCUCAGUUUGUUGCCAAGCGAAACUAUCAAGGAGUUGGAGAUGGAGAUGAUUAAGCCAGAUGAGGAUUUUAGUGGACAUGUGGAUAAACAUUUGGAUAUGCCUACUUCUUAUGUUGAGCAAAUAGACAUUCAAUCGCUUGAUUAUGAGAGGCGUUUUCCAAACGGAAGAAAGACAAUGAUGUUCAAGAAGACAAAGGUUGAGCUCUUUGCUCCCUAUGUACAAAUGGACGGGCUCAUUGAAAAGAUAACGGUACACGAGGAUUACGAAUGUGAAAAGGCCACGCAUGUGUACGAAAAAUAUUCUAAGCGAGGCGAUAAACUUUUUCAGUCGACUUUUUUUGUUGGAAAGGGUAUUAAAAUUGAUUUGUACAAACGUGGACGGUCUGAUGCUGUCAAAGAGCAUCAUUAUUCAAUUGACGGUGAUUCAGUAACUGAUGAAAGAACCCUAGAAUUUUACGACGUAGUCCGGAGUGAUGGUUUAUCAAAAAUUCAAGUACAUCCUCAUUAUCUCACUCAGCAUUACCUCGGCCGAAAGGACCUCCUCUACUAUCGCAACGUCGAAUUUUCACUGAAAAAAACUACUAAUCAAAACACUUAUCAUCGUGAAGUUUCGUAUCAUUACAGGGAAGACGAUGUCACCAGAGCAACGCGAACCUUCAUAAAACCCUCAGAUCGUGGGGAUCGGUUGGUAUUUAACCCAGAGAUGACUUACGGAUACAAUCCAGAUCCACUAGCUCCGUUGGAGAAGUCGUUGGAUUUAUUUUAUUUACUUGAGACUCAAUUGAAAGAAGAAGAGCAGUCGCUUGUUUACGUUCAUGAGGCUGAGCGAUUGAUUAACACCUUUUUGACGCUCCGUAAGAGCGAGCAGGGCAUUCCAAAAUUAACCGUGUCGCAGUUUGAUCGCAAUAGAAAUGACGAGGCUAAAGCUGCGAUGUUUGCUCACGAAGAAACGCUGCGCGAACAAUCUGAGCGGCAAAUUGAAGAGGAGAUUGAUUAUUUACAACCUUAUUUAGCACGUAUUGGUAAUCCCGACAAAUUAACUAAGAAUCAAGCGUUUCAAGUACAACAAGAGUGCCUCAAUGAUUUUAAAGAAACUCUAGUGAACCGCGCUAAUAGAAUUUGGCGUAAAUUCCAAGUAAUCCGACUCAACUUUGAAGAAUUACAAAGUCAAUUAGCUCAAGCUGAUGAUUUAACCAAAGAAGAAAUAGACAGUCUCACUGAACGAGCGACUGAGGCUAAUUUUGAAAUGCACACACUCGACGUAAGAUUAAAAAGACACGUCGAAUUGUCUUCAACGCGGUAUCAAUCGAUGCUCAGCAAACUUAAUUCACAUCCGCGACUUUCUUCUCUUUCAGAACAAUAA
This is a messenger RNA of Cotesia congregata, 2005 nucleotides long. Lineage: Eukaryota; Metazoa; Arthropoda; Insecta; Hymenoptera; Braconidae. The record is from the annotation of a GenBank genome assembly.